Molecule: messenger RNA, 612 nt
Organism: Macrobrachium nipponense
Lineage: Eukaryota; Metazoa; Arthropoda; Malacostraca; Decapoda; Palaemonidae
Exons: 1
Coding region: 1-612 (203 amino acids)
Biological process (GO): DNA integration
Molecular function (GO): nucleic acid binding
Source: RefSeq, a predicted model, not a curated record
AUGGAAGGUGACCUGCAGAGCCACAGGGAUGGAUGUGCCUCUUGUGAUAUACAUGCUCCAUCACAACCCCCAGAAUACCCAUUCCAGUCAACGGUGGUGGACAUGCUACAGUUGGAGGGCCAUAUGUACAUGGCCUAUGCAGACAGGCUCACCGGGUGGCUGGAAGUCGCACACUUUCCACAUGGUGCAAUGUCAUCAAGAAUCAUAUCAGUGUUGAGACGUACUUCACAAGAGCUAAUCUCGACAGAUGGGGGCACAAACCUCAUUAGCGAAGAGACCAUGUCAUUCUCCAGAAAAUGGGGGGUUAUUGUACGCCUUUCGUCAGCCCAUUACCCCCAGUCCAAUGGAAGGGCUGAAGCAGCAGUCAAGACUGCCAAGAGGAUCAUCAGGUCAAAUAUAGGCAAAGGAGGUAGCCUCGAUUGCAACAAGGCAUCUCUGGCAAUUCUUCAGUACCUCAACACCCCUCCUAAGGGGUUCGACAAGUCCCCAGCACAGCUUGCCAUCGGUAGGCAGCUCAGAGAUGGAGUGCCAACGCCCAGACAGCAUUACAAGGUGGAGAGACACUGGGACGAGAUCAUCCAGAAGAGGGAACUACAAAUGGCAGAGUCCUAA